AUGGACUGGAAUGCCAGCAGUACAGCCGAUUUGCUAGUGGCCCCCGGCACGACGGUCUUCUCAGCCGUAUCUUCGCCAUCGCCGGUCACUGGGACCCACGGCGGCGGCAGUAUGGCGAACCCGGGAACACCCGCCGGUGACGUGACCAUAGCAACGGUCGCCCAACACUUCCAUGCCGGCCUCCCGUUCCCGUCGGAGCUGCUGACGUUCCUUCGGCAAACGACUACGAUAGCGGCCUCGGCGUCGGCCCCGUCCGCGACCGGUGUGCCGGUGAGCAGCGCGUCGGUGACGAACCUUUCCACCUUUCUGAGCAACAUCACGCUCCGGGCACUGACGGCAUCGUCCGGUCCGGGCGGUGCGGGAACGUCCAGUUCGGCCGAGUUCACCGCCAACCUGUCCCGACGCUUUCCGCAUCAUCCGUUUUUCAGCAGCUUCUACAACGACUCGGCGUUCGAGAUUUGCCCCUCGAUACAGAUGCCGGUUGGUAACGUGAUUUCGAUGAUCCUGUACGCGCUGGUGGCUAUCGUCGGGUUGUUCGGCAAUACGCUCGUUAUUUACGUAGUGCUCCGAUUUUCCAAAAUGCAAACGGUCACGAAUAUGUACAUCCUCAAUCUGGCCAUCGCCGAUCAGUGCUUCCUGAUCGGGAUUCCGUUCCUCAUCACGACGAUGCACCUUGGCGAGUGGACCUUCGGAAAUGGGAUGUGCAAGGCUUAUAUGGUUAGUACCUCGAUCACGCAGUUCACUUCCUCCAUCUUCCUGUUCAUCAUGUCCGCCGAUCGGUACAUCGCCGUAUGCCAUCCGAUCUCGUCGCCCCGCUUCCGAACGCCGCUCGUUUCGAAGGUAGUGUCGGCGAUCGCGUGGACCGCAUCGGCCCUCAUAAUGCUCCCGGUGAUGCUGUACGCCAAUACGAUUCACCGCGAGAAGAACAAGAUGUCGUGCAACAUCAUGUGGCCAUCGGAGACCGGCGCCAACUCGGGCACGACAUUCACGCUGUACUCGCUCAUCCUCGGGUUCGCCAUCCCGCUGUCGUUGAUCCUGAUGUUCUACUAUCUCGUCAUCCGCAAGCUGCGGACCGUUGGGCCGAAGUCCAAGUCGAAGGAAAAGAAACGCUCGCACCGCAAGGUGACGAAGCUCGUGCUGACGGUCAUUACCGUGUACGUACUCUGCUGGCUACCGUACUGGAUCUCGCAGGUGGCCCUCAUCAACUCGCCACCGGACAUCUGCAAGUCGCGGCUUGAAAUCACCGUUUUCGUGCUGGUUAGCUGGCUCGGGUACAGCAACUCGGCCAUGAACCCGAUCCUGUACGCGUUCCUGAGCGACAACUUCAAGAAGAGCUUCCUGAAGGCUUGCACCUGCGCCAAGGGCAAGGAGAUCAACGCUCAGCUGCAAAUCGAGAACAGCUUCUUUCCGCGAUUCGUCCGCAACCGCGGCUCCGAGCGGGGUAACUCGACGAAGGUGUUGCCGGCGGCGAACACUCGUCAGGCGAAGGUGGCGGCCGAUCAGCAGCAGCAACAACAACAGCCAGGACUGCAUCAGCAGCAGCAGCAGCAACAGCAGCAACUGCAGCCACCGGUCCUGGACAACAACAACAGUAGCAACGUUAACAACAACAGCGCGAAAAGUGUGGUCGGUGGUGGGUCGGUCAACGGUAGGAACGGGAGCUACACCAGUGGCGUGCCGUUCAGUGCGUGCUCCACCGAUCAGCCCUCCAGUGCCCGGGGCUCAUCCAUGACGGCACCGUCAACGAGUGUGACGACCAUCCAGUCGUCAUCGUACCGGCGACCAUCGGCCGACCAGCAAUCGUCGCCAGCACCGACCGUGCCCAUCGCGAGUCGGGACGGCUCCCGUCCACCAACAGCUGCUACACUGUCUGUGGCCGCCACGACCGACUCUUUGCUUUCGUCCGGCUUCUGCUGCGGCUCGCCCGUAAGCACAGCGGCCACGGUCACGGCAUCACCGCUGACCGCCUGCUCCUUUUCCACCGGCUCCUUCACCACAUCCUGCGCUACCUCCUGCACGCUGCUGGCCUCGACUGGCACAACCUUCUCCGGUUCCUGCGGCUCCGGUUCGUCAUGUUUCGCUUCGGCGCCGACCACUGCCACGGGUUCGGGAUCCUUCAACCCUUGGACGGUCGUCGUAACCUCCGUAACCUGCUGGUGUUCUGCCUCGGGUUUCACUGGCUCCGGAUCCCGGGCGACCUCGGACGUCUUCACUUCAGUCGGCACCUCCGAUUUGAGCUCCGGUUUCGGGACGUCCGGGACGGUCGGUUCAACCUUCGUCGGUGGCACGACCGGAUCCUUCACUUCACCGCCACUGUUUUCCACAUCGGUAGCCGUCGCUGGCUUCGGGGACGGAGUCUGUGCGCCGGUGGCCGGUUCCUUGGACUCGUCCGAUUCGUUCGAUUCCGACUCGGACGAGUUGUCAGCCUUGCGGGGCUUACUGGGCGCUGCCAGCGCCGAUGCCACCAGCAGGCUCACCAAGCAGAUGCACACGAUGGCGGGCUUCAUCUUCUACGGAACGGAACGGAACCUGUUUUUACGUUUAGAGACAACUAAGACACGCUCUCGAUGCACUGACACGGUUGAUCGGCAGCUAGGAACACACUGA
Molecule: messenger RNA, 2607 nt
Organism: Anopheles cruzii
Lineage: Eukaryota; Metazoa; Arthropoda; Insecta; Diptera; Culicidae
Product: neuropeptide SIFamide receptor-like
Exons: 2
Coding region: 1-2607 (868 amino acids)
Biological process (GO): G protein-coupled receptor signaling pathway
Cellular component (GO): membrane; neuron projection
Molecular function (GO): somatostatin receptor activity; peptide binding
Source: RefSeq, a predicted model, not a curated record